GCCUCAUGUGACAGAGGUAGGUCAGGCUGAGCGGAGAGUCAGAGGGUUUAUUUAACUCGUCGCUCUGUCCUCCCCCGCUUUCCCAACGCGCCACCAAGAGGGUUACCUUCCUUCUGCGGCAGGACCACGGCGUGGAAAAUCGCAAGGACUUACUUGUAAAAAACCGAAAUAACCUUCUCAUUCGCGAGAGUAGCGUUAAACUAUAAGAAUCGAUUUUUUUUAAAGCAUUUUAGUGCAUUUCACUAACUGCCGCCUUUUUUAGUUUGUUUCUCAUCACGCGUAAAUAAAUGCGUUUUUAUUUGUGACUGCGUUGGAAAAGUAGCUCGACUCUGACUGCGUAAUUGGAGUUAAAAGAAUGGAGCGAAUUCCGAGCGCCCAACCACCUCCUCCUCUGACCAAACACCAGGCUGAUCUGUCAGACGUGCAGGGGAUGGAUUUCCCGAUGUAUGUUUAUAAACCCAGACGAGGACUGAAGAGAGGAGAGGAGAGCAAGGAAACCUACAAGCUGCCUCACAGACUUAUUGAAAAGAAAAGGCGUGACCGGAUAAACGAGUGCAUCGCUCAGCUGAAAGAUUUAUUGCCAGAGCACCUGAAACUCACGACUCUGGGCCAUCUGGAGAAGGCUGUGGUCUUAGAGCUGACACUGAAGCACGUGAAAGCCCUCACCUCCCUUCUGGAGCAGCAACAGCAGAAGAUCUUGGCUCUGCAGAACGGCAUGCAAAUUGAGCAGCCUCCUGUCAACCAGGAGAAGUCGGAGGAGAUGUUCCGCUCUGGCUUCCAUAUGUGUGCCAAGGAGAUUCUUCAGUAUCUAGCCAGUCAUGAGGCUGAUGGAAACUUCGCACCAUCCCAUGUGAUCAAUCACCUUCACAAGUUAGCUGCAGAGGUGCUACAAAGUCCGAUACGACCCCGCACCCCUCUCAGCCCUCAAUCUGAGGAGAUCCCUGCCUACCACCAGCACCAGCCUCACAAGGAGAUGCCCACCAGCCUACCGCCUAAACCCAGUGAGGGGUAUGGGAGGAACUGUGUGCCUGUCAUUCAGCGGGCGUAUGCUCCGCCAAGCAGUGAGCAGAGUGGCAGUGAUACGGAUACAGACAGCGGCUAUGGGGGAGAGCUGGAGAAGACAGAAUCGGUGGCGCAGCAGGGACGACCAGAUUACUACGGUCAGGAGAGCCAUCUGAAGCGAGCGCAGGGUGAGAGGCAGAGCUCUGGCAUCAAGCAGGAGGAUGACGAGCCGCGUCACAAACGUCCCCGGGUGGAGUCGUCUGAGGAUGAGCUGCUCUCAGGUGGAGAAUCGUCAUCAUCCUCGAGCGGUUACGGCAGUUACAUGAGUGUAUCCCCCAACCAUCCACCUCCUCCACAUCCCCUUUGCAUGCCUUUCUACCUCAUUCCACCUUCUGCUGCAGCCUACCUGCCAAUGCUGGAGAAAUGCUGGUACCCCGGAACUGUGCCCAUGCUCUACCCUGGCAUGGGAAGCUCUUCACCCGCCAUGUCCAAUGAAAGACCACCUCCACCUCAACUAGUGUUGUCUCCCAGGGGAGGCUCUCCAGCCCCGGCCAUAUCUCAGACCCCCAUGGACUCCCCUGCCCUCCUUCAGGCACUAAAGCAGGUACCACCCCUCAACCUGGAAACCAAAGACUGAGACACAGGAAAAGAGGUGAUCCUGUUCUGGUACCCAGGAGCAGAGACAGUAAUCAGAAUGAGAACAUGACUGAGCCUUUCUGUAAUCCAUACUCAUUCCUGUCCUCUGUUUCUCUGCUGGGAGGUCAAACAGCAAACAAGAAAACUGAUGUAGAACUCAUCAUGAGGUGAUGCAGGGGAGUGCGGCAUGCAUCCACACUCGGAAGAUACAAAGCUCUGGUUGAAUGUUUCAUGCUCAGUGAUAUUACUGCAAAGGCCAAUGUAUCGUGUAAACCGGACCUGCCCUGCACACACACCAACACACACACACACACACACACACACUCUUGGUUGAAUGUAAAGAAAGAUGUUUUUUAGAUGCUGCUGUGAAAGUAGAAACGCCGAUAACACUGAUGCAUCUCACAUGUAGCUGUUGCAGUAGUGACACGCCAUCUUUGUACUUUGUACUAAAGUGUUGCCCCAAAGGUUAGCAGUAAUAUUUCCCCCAGAGUUUGUUGCCCAUAUGUCACCACUGUUAUCACGGAAAAUGCCCUUCCACCCAGACACUAUGAUGACUGGCACCAUAAAAUAAAACCUCAAAUAUGUACAGACGAGAACAAGGGUACACCUAAUGCAAGGAUGAAGGAAUGGGCCACCACAUGACCACACUGAAUGAGAAGUUCUGUUUUUCUUUAAGAAACAGAGAGUUUAGAUGGAUUUUCUGUAAUUACUGUUUAUAGACCUCUUGUACAUUUCUAUUUUUGAUACCUGUUCUUGCACUCUGCCCGUCCAGAGAGAUAGAAGGAGGGCAGAGUGUGGAAAAUUGUACGUUGUGUACUCAGAAACUGUGUACAUACUGUAGCACUGUGCUGGACCUGGUCUGCAUACUCAACAUCUGUUUCUGCUCAAGUCAAACCUGGUGUUUGUUCUUGCUGUUGCCUUUUCUUUUUUUUUUCUUUUCUUUUUUUGUGAAAAGCUGAUAAAUCUCAGAUGUUUAUUCUCUGUACUACGUAUGAAUACUGGAGUCAAAGAAGUGAGGAGAGAAGUGAAUGUAAAAGUUUUACCAGAAGACUAGUUUUCUAUAGAAAGAGGUACUUGAGAUUUUAUAUUUUGGGACCUACAUGAAAGAUGUUUGAUGUACAUAUUUUGUCUAUAAAUGUUGAUAUACAUUAUAUAAGUGUAUUAAUAAAGUAUUUUUUUCCAGUGGAAAA
Messenger RNA from Scatophagus argus, 2828 nucleotides. RefSeq names its product class E basic helix-loop-helix protein 40-like. NCBI's taxonomy places the organism in Eukaryota, Metazoa, Chordata, Actinopteri, Scatophagidae. Gene Ontology annotation, molecular function: protein dimerization activity; RNA polymerase II cis-regulatory region sequence-specific DNA binding; DNA-binding transcription factor activity, RNA polymerase II-specific. The coding region runs from base 356 to 1639 and encodes 427 amino acids. The transcript has 5 exons. Gene Ontology annotation, biological process: anterior/posterior pattern specification; regulation of transcription by RNA polymerase II; regulation of neurogenesis. The record is from RefSeq and is a predicted model, not a curated record. Gene Ontology annotation, cellular component: nucleus.